This is a messenger RNA of Acipenser ruthenus (sterlet), 1675 nucleotides long. RefSeq names its product skin secretory protein xP2-like. Bases 210 to 1295 code for a protein of 361 amino acids. The record is from RefSeq and is a predicted model, not a curated record. Lineage: Eukaryota; Metazoa; Chordata; Actinopteri; Acipenseriformes; Acipenseridae. The transcript is spliced from 2 exons.
CCUCUCGUUUGUAAACUUUCUUAUGUUCUUCUUAUGUUCUUAAUACACCCUGAUAAACUGGUACACUGAUAUCAAUAUGAAUUACUUGUAUAUUUGUAAUACAUUUUGAUAAUGUAUUGCAAGAAGUAUUUUUUUUCUCGGUCAGGGGCAGCGGCUGUGUAAAUGUUUCUGGAAACAUUCGUCACAACACUGUACUUGGACUCAUUACAAUGUCCUGCUUUGGUUAUGAGGAGGAACUAGCACCUGAGUGGGAGGAGCCCGUGCAUCCAGCGCCCAGACGGGGGGACCACGAGCGUCCAACGCCCAGACGGGGGGACCGCGGGAAUCCAAAGCCUGAGAGACAGCUGUUCCCACCUCCACCAGCAGAGCAAGAAUGCCUGCUGUUCCCACCUCCACCAGCAGAGGGAGAAUGCCUGCUGUCCCCAUCUCCACCAGCAGAGGGAGAAUGCCUGCUGUCCCCAUCUCCACCAGCAGAGGGAAAAUGCCUGCUGUCCCCAUCUCCACCAGCAGAGGAAGAAUGCCUGCUGGUUUCCCUAUCACAACCAGGAGAGGAAGAAUGCCUGCUGGUUUCCCCAUCACAACCAGCAGAGGACGAAUGCCUGCUGGUUUCCCCAUCACAACCAGCAGAGGAAGAAUGCCUGCAGGUUUCCCCAUCACAACCAGCAGAGGACGAAUGUCUGCUGGUUUCCCCAUCACAACCAGCAGAGGAAGAAUGCCUGCAGGUUUCCCCAUCACAACCAGCAGAGGACGAAUGCCUGCAGGUUACCCCAUCACAACCAGCAGAGGAAGAAUGCCUGCUGGUUUCCCCUUCCGAGGGAGAGCCACACCAGUCCCCUGCAAUAGGGGGAGCGCCGCAUCAGUCCCCUGCAAUAAGGGGAGCGCCGCACCAGUCCCCUGCAAUAGGGGGAGAGCCGCACCAGUCCCCUGCAAUAGGGGGAGACUACACGCUGCUCCCACCUUCGUCGCCAGGAGACUACACGCUGCUCCCACCUUCGUCGCCAGGAGACUACACGCUGCUCCCACCUUCACCGGCAGGAGCAGAGCAGCUGGGAGCUGCCUCUACCUCCGCCACUUCCACCAGCAGAGGGUCAAUGCCUGCUGGGUCCACUUCCACCAGCAGAGGGUCAAUGCCUGCUGGUAUCACUUCCCCGACCGCCAUCUUCACCCCCAAGAGGAGAGGAGCAGGAGUUACCUCUGCCUCCAUCACCACCAGGGGAAGAGGUGCAGGAGCUGCCUCUCCCUUCACAAACAGUAGCAGGACUUGCUGCUGGCAUUCCUCAGCAACCACUACAUAGUCUGCUGAGGGGAGCACAGCAGAAAACAGCCCGGCUGCAGCGGCUACGAAGAGGGCCAGCACCGCCGCAGCCACUGCUACAGUGGCCAACCACAGCACCACGACUGGUCCUGACUCCGGCACCGCCCAAGGAUGCCAGCCUCGCUUCGCCCAAGGAUGCCAGCCUCGCUUCGCCCAAGGAUGCCUGCCUUGCAUCGCCUGGGGCUGCCUGUUGCUCCGCAUCACAGCAGGAAGUACUGUGGCCGGAACCCCACCAAGGGGAGCUGCCGGCCACGAAGAAGGGGGAGGAGGUCUGGAGACCACCAACCCCAGCAGCAGUUUCGUUGCCGGAGAUCGUGGGGGAGGUCAGGAGACCUGCUCCCACUGCAGCACGUGCGCUGC